This is a messenger RNA of Micropterus dolomieu (smallmouth bass), 1584 nucleotides long. RefSeq names its product major histocompatibility complex class I-related gene protein-like. The transcript has 7 exons. Bases 160 to 1272 code for a protein of 370 amino acids. The record is from RefSeq and is a predicted model, not a curated record. NCBI's taxonomy places the organism in Eukaryota, Metazoa, Chordata, Actinopteri, Centrarchiformes, Centrarchidae. Gene Ontology annotation, biological process: immune response. Gene Ontology annotation, cellular component: external side of plasma membrane.
GUUUAAUUUGUAUUGUUCACAGUUAAGGCCUUGCUAACCUGUAGGGAGUCACUCACAGGUGAACACGCCUCAAAUACUCGGAGAAUGUAACACAACCAGGAAACAUUGCACAAGCAAACAAAAACAUAAAACCAGCUGUUUCUUUUCAGAUUUUCAGCUAUGCUCUUCGCUCUAAACAAGAUGAAGAAGCUAUUGAUGCUUCUCCUCUUCUCUCAUGUUACAUCUGCAGUGAAGCACUCCAUGAAUUUGUACCUCAUGGGAUCUUCUGGAGUCGCAAACAUCCCAGAGUUUGCGGCCAUCGCAAAUGUUGAGGAAGUGAUUAUGACUUACUAUGACAGCAACAUAAAAACAGUAGAACCCAGACACUACUGGGCAAGACAAUUAAUGGAAGAUGAUCCACAAUACUGGGAAAGGCUUACUCAGGACUGCAUGCAUUAUCAGCAGUUCUUCAUAGAGAAAACGGAAAGUUUCAAGCAGCACUUAAACCAAACUGGAGGUGUUCACAUUAACCAGCAGAUUGUGGGCUGUGAAUUGGAUGGUGAAACUGAAAAGGCAGAUGGUUAUAACCACUAUCAUUAUAAUGGAGAAGAUUUUCUUACGUUUGACCUGGAGACAGAGACAUGGAUUGCUGUAAACCCACAGGCUGAAAUCACGAAGCAGGAGUGGGAUAGAAAUAAAGAUACCAAUGGGUUUUGGAAGAACUUCAUCAUCAACACUUGUCCUGAGUGGCUAAAGAUGUAUUUGAACUAUGGGAAGACCUUUAUGCAGAGAACAGACCCUCCCUCAGUGUCUCUCCUCCAGAAGACUCCCUCCUCUCCAGUCAGCUGCCACGCUACAGGUUUCUACUUUGACAGAGCCAUGAUGUUCUGGAGGAAAGAUGGAGAGGAGCUUCAUGAGGACGUGGACCACGGAGAGAUCCUCCCCAACAACGAUGGAUCCUUCCAGAUGAGUGUUGACCUGAAUCUUUCAUCAGUCACACCUGAAGACUGGAGGAGGUACGACUGUGUGUUUCAUCUCUCUGGUGGGAAGGACGACAUCAUCACCAAACUGGACAAAACAAAGAUCAGAACCAACUGGGGCAAAAAGGAGAUUCGACUUGACAAAACAACAAAGCCCAUCACCAUCCUGAUUACUGCUGUAGUGGUUGCUCUUGUUGUCGUCCUCAUCGCUGUUUUUGGUUUUAUCGUUUACAAAAAGAAGAAAGCCAAUCGCCCUCCACCUCCUCCUGUCAACAGCUCUGAGCUCUCUGAGAGACUGAAGCCAGAAACCUGAUUGACAAACACACCACCCUGCACACAGUGACGUCAUGUUGACAACAAAACAGUAAAUGCUGUGACUGUGUUAUAUUCACACCUCCAGUUAAACAAGCUGCCUCAUGUAGCAAAUGAAGCUUCUGAGAUUGUUUUGCCAAUAACUGCAAAGCUUAUGUGUCACAUUACAACUGUAAAUAGAUGUUUUUCUACAAGCAACAAUACUUUUUGUACAAUGAGGUUAUAAAGAGAAAAGAAACAUGGACUUUUUUGCACUGCUAUUUCAUUCCUUUUGUAGGCUACUUAGGUUUUUAAUAAAAUGUCUGUCUCUUUA